CGCGCUUGUGCGCUUGUGCCUGCAGUCGCCAGUCGCUUUCUUUGAGACGCGGACCUGUGUACAAGUUUCAGAAGCCUUUUCUCUCACUGGACAAUGUCUGCUUUACCGCAUGGAUGGAAAAGAGAAGAAGUUGUAAGACAAUCUGGUCUGUCUGCUGGUAAAACAGAUGUGUAUUAUUAUAGUCCUGAUGGAAAGAAGAUAAGGAGCAAACCUCAGCUAGCUCGCCUUCUUGGUGAUGCUUUUGAUCUGAGUGCAUUUGAUUUUCGGACAGGGCGUAUCAUCUAUAGUGCUGUGCGUAAAAGCAAGCGUCAGAAAGGCUCCCCUUUUGACUUUGCAAGAGGCAUGCGGUUAGACACCAGUUUGGUGCUGCCUAUACGCCAGACAGCCUCCAUUUUCAAACAGCCAGUGACUGUAAUCCGAAAUCGCCCAGAAAGCAAAACAAAGACAGACCUUAAACAUGGUGUUCAGGAGCAGCCUCGACAGGUGGUUGUUUUGGAGAAACGUCUGCAGGGUCUGCGAGCCUGUGACAGCAAUGAAGAAGAAAUUGAGUGUAUGGAAUUACCUCGUAACAUGAAUGGUGUUGGUCCAGAGCUUGCUACCGAGAGUGUUCUCCAGAGCAUCUCAGCUGCCCUGCAUCUGAAUGCUGUGCCAGUGACAGGUCAGAGCAGUAGUCGCACAGCUAUUCAGAAAAAUCCUGUCAACAUUGAUGCUAGUCAGCCUCACAUACAACAAAUGUUGGUCUCUGAUGAGGACAUUCAGCGACAAGAACAGCGAGUCCUUGAAGCUCGGCGUCGUUUACAGGAUGCUCUCAAAGAUGAAGUGUCAGCUGUUAAGACAGUGUAA
Molecule: messenger RNA, 843 nt
Organism: Pomacea canaliculata
Lineage: Eukaryota; Metazoa; Mollusca; Gastropoda; Architaenioglossa; Ampullariidae
Product: methyl-CpG-binding domain protein 2-like
Molecular function (GO): DNA binding
Source: RefSeq, a predicted model, not a curated record